AUGGACUCUGAACCAGCCCCAGAUAUCCAUGCCGCCAAACACCGACAAAAUGAAGAGUUAUCAUCCUAUCUCAACCCCGCCAUGACAAGGUUCAUCACACAAAUCUCAAAAGCAAUCUCACAAGACCCAGGCCUGCCUCGACCAAACCCAACCAUAUCAGCCUGGCAAGUCCCAUCUCACCCUCUUGCAUCUCACCAGUCGCCGGUCCUCCCAGCACAGACAGAUUUCGCCGUCAUAGGCUCCGGGAUCACAGGCUGCAGCGUCGCAAAGACACUACUAGAGCAUAGAGCAGCCAAAGACGCGCACGUCACCAUUCUGGAGGCGCGGACGCUUGUCAGCGGCGCCACUGGCCGGAAUGGAGGCCACCUUGUCACGGCUUCUGGGCAUACAUUUGGUCCGUUGGCCAAGCAGCAUGGCGUGGAGGCAGCUAAGCAGAUCACGCGGUUUAGUAUUCUGAAUAUCGAGCAUGUUAUGAAGUUGGUCAGGGGUAUGGACCCAAAGUUACAAAAGGGAUGCCAGAUUCGCGAUGUUCUCAAGGUUAUGGCUGUUGGGGACGAAGAAACUUGGGCGACGGCUAAAGAGUCAGUUUUGGCGUUUCAGCACGCUGUUCCGGAGUAUAGUAGCUACCAUCGCAUUGUGGAAAAAGAGGAUAUUCCAGAGAGGUGGAAUAUUAAAAACGCAUCCGGCGCAGUAGAACAUGAAGCCGGGGCGAUUUGGCCAUACCGUCUUAUAACGGGCAUAUACGAACAUUUGCUCAAAGAGUUUCCGCACCGUCUCGCAGUCGAAGCAAACACCCCCGCGCAACAAGUAACCUUCUCCCCAAAUGAUAACCCGCAAUAUCCCUACGCAAUCAAGACGCCACGGGGCAUCAUACGCGCCAAAAAAGUCGUCCAUUGCACCAACGGCCACGCUUCGCACUUACUACCCAAACUAGGCGGUUGCAUCUACCCCUUCCGAGGGACAAUGACUGUUCAAAAACCGGGGCCGAUGUUGAAGAAUUUGGGAGCCUCACGGUCCUGGAGCUUAUCGCAUAAACCGAGUCUAGAAGCAGAUACAGGUCUCUACAACACGGGGCUGUACUACCUCCAGCAGAAUGCGCAGACCGGAAGAAUCUGGAUCGGAAACGAAACGGCACACAUGAGGGAUAUAUUGACUUCUGACGAUACCACUAUUCCGGAAGUGACUAGACAAGCCUUGUCAACGGUACUUCCGAAACUGUUCCUUCAAGGCUGGGGAGCGGAGACGACGUCGGAGAUUGAAGCAAUUUGGUCUGGUAUUCAAGGCCACACGGCGGAUGGGCUACCCGUUGUCGGGCAGAUUCCUGUAUCUGUGACGGGGGAUGACGCCGACGAUGGCCAAUGGAUCGCAGCUGGGUUCAAUGGCUAUGGAAUGGACAAGUGCUGGCUGACGGGCAAGGCGCUGGUCACUAUGAUCCUGGGUGAAGACGUGAGCGACUGGUUCCCACAGGCAUUUCUAGUCACAGAGGAACGGUUGCGGACAGAACUCACGCCUGACAAAACGGUGCUCAAGUUUGCAAAGAUGGCGAUGCCGAGCGGCGCCAAGGCAACAAGACUGUGA
Molecule: messenger RNA, 1578 nt
Organism: Pochonia chlamydosporia 170
Lineage: Eukaryota; Fungi; Ascomycota; Sordariomycetes; Hypocreales; Clavicipitaceae
Product: FAD dependent oxidoreductase superfamily protein
Exons: 3
Coding region: 1-1578 (525 amino acids)
Cellular component (GO): cytoplasm
Molecular function (GO): oxidoreductase activity
Source: RefSeq, a predicted model, not a curated record